Molecule: messenger RNA, 2932 nt
Organism: Culicoides brevitarsis
Lineage: Eukaryota; Metazoa; Arthropoda; Insecta; Diptera; Ceratopogonidae
Gene: Klp68D
Product: kinesin-like protein Klp68D
Exons: 6
Coding region: 122-2374 (750 amino acids)
Biological process (GO): microtubule-based movement; mitotic spindle organization; spindle elongation
Cellular component (GO): microtubule associated complex
Molecular function (GO): ATP binding; microtubule motor activity; microtubule binding
Source: RefSeq, a predicted model, not a curated record
UCAAUAGUUCGCACUCCACAAAAAAAAAUCAUGAAAAUAAUCAAAAUUAUCAACUAAAUCGUCUGCAAUAUUUCGUAACAAGUAAAAAUUAAGCUAAUUAACGUGCAAUAACUGAGGAAUUAUGUCAAGAAGUGCAAAAAACAAGGAAAACAAAACAAUUCGCAAUGAAUGCGUGCAGGUGGUCGUGCGAUGCAGACCUUUGUCGAACAAAGAGGAGGCUGGCAAUUUUCAGCGAGUCGUUGAGGUUUUUCCGUCACGGGGCGUCAUCGAAGUCGUGAAUCCGAGCGAAUCUAGCAAGGAAAAUCGUAAAAUGUUCACCUACGAUGCCGUUUACGACUGGAAUGCCACUCAACAAAAUGUCUACGACGAAGUUGUACGUCCUUUGGUGUCGUCUGUCCUUGAAGGAUUCAACGGUUGCGUUUUUGCUUAUGGGCAAACUGGCACCGGCAAGACAUUCACGAUGGAAGGUUUGCGCAACGAUUCCGAGCAAAUUGGUGUCAUCCCACGAACUUUCGAGCAGAUUUGGAGUCACAUCAAUCGCGCACAAAACAUGAAUUUUCUCGUUGCGGUCUCGUAUUUGGAAAUUUACAUGGAAGAGUUGCGCGAUUUGUUGAAGCCCAACACGACAGCUGUCCUCGAGUUACGGGAACGUGGCUCCGGAGUCGUUGUCCCGAACUUGCAUUCAGUUUUGUGCAAAAGUGCCGACGAAAUGCAGCAAGUGAUGCAAAAAGGAAACAAAAAUCGCACCACAGGUCGCACGAAUAUGAACGAACACAGCUCGAGAUCGCACGCGAUUUUCAUGAUAAAAAUUGAAAUGUGCGAAACGGGCGGCGAAUCGUCGACCGUAAAAGUGGGCAAACUGAAUCUCAUCGAUUUGGCGGGCAGUGAACGUCAAUCCAAGACUGGCGCAACGGCAGAUCGUCUCAAAGAAGCGAGCAAAAUUAAUCGCGCCUUGUCUUCACUUGGCAACGUCAUCAGUGCAUUGGCGGAAAAGUCGCCGCAUGUCCCGUACCGUGACUCCAAACUCACUCGUUUGUUGCAAGAUUCGCUCGGAGGCAAUUCCAAAACCAUCAUGAUCGCCAACAUCGGACCCUCGGAGUACAAUUACAACGAAACCUUGACGACACUCCGUUAUGCGCAUCGUGCCAAGACGAUUCAGAACAAACCGGUGAAGAACGAGGAUCCGCAAGACGCAAAAUUACGGGAAUAUCAGGAGGAAAUCGAACGUUUGCGGAAACUCAUUACGGAACGACAAACGCGCGAAAAGAGCUUGCCACGCGUCAAAAAGCCCAAAACGCCAAAGAUGCGCAAACACAGUAUCGAAUCGGAAGUUUCCGACUCGGAGGACACGACAACGGAAGAAAACGAAAAAGAGGAGAAAUUUGCGGCACUGGAUGCCGAAACGAAGGAAGCACUUAUACGAGAGAGAGAAUUGACUGGAGCGCUGGCCAAAAAACUCGAAGAAUUGGAAAGUCAGUUGGUUCGGGGUGGCAAAAAUAUCUUGGAUACGUACACGGAACGUCAAAUGGAACUGGAUCGAAGACUAACGGAGAUUGCGGAGAGGAAAAAACGCGAAAUUGAGAUGCAACAACAGCUGGAAUUGCAAGAGGAGAGCACCAUGGAGAUUCGGGAGACGUUUACGACGCUACAACAGGAGUGCGAACUUAAAACUAAAAAGUUGAAGAAAUGUUAUAUGAAGUGCAUGGCUCUCAAACAAGAAAUUUCCGACACAAAAGACGAACACAAUCGCGAUAGACGCGAACUCGAGUCCACCCAAAAUGAAUUGGUGAAGGAAUUGAAGCGACUCUUGCUGAUUAUUGACAAUUUCGUGCCAGCUGAAGUCAAAUCUCGUUUGUACAGCAGUGCACGUUACGACGAGGAGCAGGAAGAAUGGACGCUUUGCACAAAUUUAAUUAACGAAAAUCAGUCGGUGAGACGUCCCGUUGCCGUUGUCGGACGUCGUCGUCCCAUGUCAGAUCAUGCCUUGCAACAAAUUAAGCACAAAAGUAAGGAAGCCAUCCGUUACAAGGGCGAAAAUCUGCUAAAUUACGAGUUGGAUAUGCCAUUAAGGACAACUUAUGAAUAUAAAAAUCCAAAGGUUUCAGCUUCGUUGCAAGCGGUGCUGCAGGAAGCCAUGCAAACCGAAGAUGAUAUUGAUAUAACUGACUCGUUUGCGAACCAGAUGAAAAUGCGUCUUGACAAGAUCACGCGUCGCAAUGUCCAAGAAAAUACCGAUGCCGAUCAAAUUAAAGCUCGUGCAAAGUCAUCGCGUGCUUCAAGCAUGUCCCGUAGCACGUCAUCUCGCAGUAUUUCAGCGUCCCGUAAGAAUGUAACAACUGCUUAUCCCAAAGCCCGCGGUCUCAUACCAAAGUGAAAGGCAAACUACUAAAUAAUUACGACAAAAAAAAAAGUGUUAACUAAGGCAGCUAAAACAGGAAUAUUUAUUACUAGUCCCAAUUAUAGUUCAUAGAAUAGCUACUCACUUCACACAAGUACUACUAUAUAAACUGCUUCCUCACCGAAUCACAAAAAAAAACUAAUUACGCAAAAAAAGAAAAUUGCCUUGCAACUUCCACAUUUUCCUUCGUUCGAUUAAUGCUCAAAAAAAUUUUUUAUCAAAAAAAAGUGCAAUGUUGCCAUAAAUCCUUUAGUUUUAAGUUUUUUUUUUCCUUUAUAUGGGUUCCUUAUGUGAAGUUUCUUUUAAUUGUGAUCUCUAAUCAUCACAAACACACAAAGAUGUUAAACGCAUCAGUAUUUUUUGUACUUAUUUUUUUCUGUUGUUAAAUCUUAUUGAUUUAAAAAUUUAUUGUGAAUUAAUAUAUUAUUACAUUAUUAUUAUUGUUACCAUUGUUUUAACACAAACUCAAAUAAUAUGCACCUAAAUGACAUACUUAGGCUUAUUUAUAAGGAACUUCAGCAUCUACCAGUAAUU